UUAGUACUUUUUUGAUUCUCCGUGAGAGGACUUGUUGUUUGUUAUUUCCAGUCUUGGCGGUCAACAAAAGUCGGACGAAUUCGGAGGAAUUCUCGAAAAUGGCCUCAUGGAGCCGGGUGCAGGCGGGUUUCGACGCCGAUGAUGAGACCGUCAACUUUGGCACGCGGAUAAUUGCCGAGAACAAUGGUUCGUUGUACGAGACGCACACCGUAGCAACGAUCGAAUCUCUUGAAAAGGUGGAGCAAAAACCGAGCGUUCUAGCAUCCCUUCAACAUUCCAAGCUAUGCCUAGCGAUUGACAAAUCUAUUACAGUUUUUAACGAUGAGACUUGCGACAAAGUACUAUGUAAUAUCAGUUUUCCUUCUACGAUAGCAUGUUAUUGCAUUUCUAAAAAUGGUUUCUUCUUAUUUGUUGUGCUUACAACCGGAAUGCUGUAUUGCUUGCAUUUAUCGAAUGGAAAAGUUAUUUUUACAAAAUCUGUGCCGGAUAAUCAGAAUAAUGUAAUGGAAAUAUUUUUGAAAGAUCAAGGUGAGGAAACAUUUAUAAUCCUUGUCCUGAACACUGGUGCUAUUUACAGAUUCUCCAAUAUCUGUCUUAAAACGUUGGAAAUGGCGUUUACCAGUGGUGAUAAAAGCGCCAUUAUUGAUCACACAACAAAUAUUCAAUGUUCCGAGUUGUUUAAAGGAUUCACAUCUCCGGAGUUUCUUAAUGCUACGGUACAUGCAUCGUCGGAAAAAUUCUUGAUAGCUAUGGUUGGAACGAAUUCUAUGCUUACCUGGCCUGAUGAACAAUAUUGUAACUUGAGCACGUUCUCCUUUGGUUAUAAAAAAGUUAAGUUCCUGAAUUACAGCAGUAUGCUUUGUCUGCGUACGGAUAAUGUCCUAAGUGUUAUAUGUUCGAAUACAUUGCUCGGAUUGAAAAUAUGUGAAGGUCUGGUGUUAGAUUUUACUGUAAUACAACACGAUGAUUAUUGUGACAUUUUAUUUUUAACAGAAUGCAAGCAUAAUCGCGCCAUGUACAUACUAUGUCAUAUUUCAUAUCCAGAUUUUGAGCAGAAAUUGGAGAUUAAUGUUUCUGUUACCGCGCAUUUGUUCGAAGCCUUGCACGCGCCUGGUAACAUAUUUUAUGUAGAGGGUAUUACUACCGAGAAUAAAGUUGUCGACGCAUUCCGAAUAAAAACCAUAUCGGAGAGUAUCCCCGAAAUGCGUUUAGCCAGGCUGCUGAGAAAGAGGCAGUUCGACGCAGCUGAAAGUUUUGCGAGAAGAUUGGGUCUUUCCAUGGAAUCUAUUUACUGCUCCAAAGCAGCGUUAUUCAUAGAACAGCUUGGUCCGUGGGCAAAGUCUGCUCCUGAUUCAGUCAACAUGGACGCGUUGAUAGACGUUCUAGACAAAAUACUAGAUGUGCAAUACGUAACCGAAUGUUGCAGCAAAGCACUCAUUUCUGAUUACAUGCAGAUGAAGCAGAUAUAUUUAUAUGCGCGCGAACGAAUAGUGCGAAGUAUAAAGAAAGGAAAUACUGGCCCUAAUGAUCGGCUGUAUACUAAUCUGUCCUUAAUAAACGACACGUUACACCGACUCGAAACGUUCCAGAUGAUCCAGGAUGUUGAAGUGGAUACCUUACUGGACGACGAUGCAGCCAUGAAAGAAUGGAUAAGAUUUUCGCAAACGAACUUGCUGGAAGAAUUCAUGGACCAUUUGCACAUGAGUCAGCUGAAAUCCGCUACCUUAAUCUGGACGAGACAUCUUUCCGACAUAAUGAGGCACGUAUCCGCGCAGGGUGUACGGGAUAUUUUCAUCGCUUUGCCCGAAGAUACGACUCCGUCAUGCUUAUGGUCCUGGCUGAUCCAUUUUAUACCGACAUUGUUAUCCCUGCUACCCGACGCAUUGGACGAGAUUGUGUCCUGGGGUUCAAGGAAAUUGAAGUAUCUUGAGAUAUCUCAUCGCACAGCGUGGCCACAGAUUGGCACAGAUUUUGCCAAUAAGUUGAUAAAACUGCUCAGGUUUGGAGAUAAUCAGCAAUCCGUGUACUUCCAUCAGGAAUAUAAAUGUCAAAACUCUGCGCUGAAAAGGUUUAUGUAUCUGCUUCAGGCAAUAUCCGACAUUCAACAACUGAAGGAUGAUUACAGACUGAGAGUAUCUCUCGAUACGUAUGUUGACUCGCCUAUAGAAGCGAUUCACACGUUGAUGGAUAAGAUACAGCUUGACGAAAUUGUGAAGUUUGUAAAUACGUUCCUGAAGCGAUACAUGCUCAACAACAAUUUGCAAAACGACACCGUGCUUUGUGCGUAUGUACAGCGAGUUAUAAAGGAUUCAAACAGCUGGCGGGUUGCUGAGGAAGCUGCGUGGGAAAAAAGAGUUGCCACGAUAGUAGGCCUUAUAUGUGAUAGAGGGAACCAACUGGAGCAAAUCUUGGCCGUUUUAAGGAAAGCACCGGUGCCGUGGAGCUCGACUAUAGCUACACUAGCAGAAAAAGGUAGCAACUUCGAUCACAGCUUAGCUUUCAAGAUAAAAAUUGAACGUGACUACGUUCCGAUAAAGCUCAUCUUGAAGAAAUACGGAUGUACAACGAUCGACGUGAGUAACAGAUUGAUAUCACUCGUAAUAAAAGAAAUAAUAAAAGAAAAUCGUGACUCUAUGGUUGACGAUUUAGAUGUUUUGACUACAAGCGAUCGGCAGUUGAGACAAGAUGCAUUUUGUCGAUGCAUAAACGUUCGAUUAAAAGAAGGAAACGUGCAGAGAGCGCUGGACAUAAUACAACACUUAGAAAAUGAUACUACCGAUGCUUUAGAUUGCUAUGAGGGAAUCGUUAAUUUUAUCGUCGCAGCCAUUUCCUUUCGAAAUGCAACAUCUCUGGCUUACCACAUAGAAAUACUGGGCUGCCUAGAGUUUAAAAUACAAAAUUUGCUAACACGAUCGAGUGUUUGUUCAUUCCGCUGCAACGACAUUAUUGACACGAUAAAGGAUUUGAAGUCGCUUCACGCGUUGAAAAGAGAGUACAAGAUUGACGUUUCAUUAAAGGAUUAUCGCAUGCAGAAGUCGCUGAUAUUGCAUAAUUGUAUCACCGAGUUGCUUCCAGACGUGAACGAAGACAAUUUGUCGAUAAUGCACAAAAAGAUUGUCAGGAUUGCUGAAUUGCUAGGAUUAGAAAGAUCACAUGCAACUUUAUCCUUCGUCGAACGCACGGGAAAUAUGAGCGUGUUGCAGCAACUUGUGUGCGAUGGUGAUCAAAAUUUGAACAUGAUGUCAAACAUUCCAAGAUUCAAAGAUACGAACAAAAUAUGUCUAUCAGUACUGCAACAUGCUAUUACAAACACAAGUGUCGUAGAAGCUCUUAAGAAUUUAAGCGCCUCGACAUUGAGUACUUGUAAAGACGGUGACUUACAAUCCGCAUUGACGCUUUAUACUUGCAUCAGUGCAUGUCCAAGCCUUUCUAUCCAGCAAUGUUCGGACGUAAAGCCAGGAGACGUACCGCAAUCUUGGAAGCUGUAUACGAUAUAUAAAGACCAGACAAUAUCACCGGAUCAAUUAUUGUCGCUGUACAAAGACGUAAUAUCUCCUUACUUGCAUCAUUCAGAUCGAAUUAGCGAUAACGACGUUGCAAGUUGUAAUGAAGAAGUGAGUAAACCGUUAAAUAACUUCCUGGAGCGUACAAAGAAGAUGCAACUUCAACACAACGAUUAUUCUUUAUUGCAAAUUUUCAAGACGUUUUAUUUUAUGUAUCGGAACAGAUCCGUGAGGGACGAAGCGACGCUCACGGAAGUGAAUUCGAUGUUGUCGCAACUCUUGACGAAUUUAUUGAGAAAACUGUGUACUGGACGAUCGUUCGACUUGCAUUUAGGACUAUCGUGUCUCUUUAUGUUAUCCGAACAGGAAGCGUGCAACUGGCUGUCUACAGCGUGCGUGUCAUUUCAAACUGAUUACACUCGACACUCCAUAGUCUCGACUCUGGGAUAUGAAUAUUCACGCUUGACGAAGAAUCGGUCGCUGAUGCAGACGUUCGAAGGUUACAAACUACUGCAUAUCUGGGCACAGCGAUUGUCACAUUACUCGGUAGCGUAUAAAGAAGUCUUGAUAAAUAAUGCUUCAAGCAAACGGGAAAUCUUGCAACAGAUUGUGAGCAGUAAUAAGAAGAAUGUGAUGCCUUUACUGAAGGACUAUUGUUGCGGCUUCGGAUUUAACUUUAACGACUGCCUUUUGCUUUAUCUACAAACAUUGUUAAAAACGUGGAAACCAACAAUCACCGUCUUGGAUACAAACGGGAGCAAAGAAUUGACUAUCUCUAAUGACGAAGUAAACGAAUUAAGGGAGAAGUGUGACGCAAUUAUUGCGGAACUGGAAGAUAAAUCUAUGCUAAAGCGAAGCAUUCUUACAUUAUGGGACCAAAUUACUUUUUAUCAUUAUGAGGUAUUUCUCAUACUGAUGGAUCUCGUGGGGGACAAGGGUGCGGAAAAGAGGGAUUACCUGUGCUUCUUGCAAAAUUACACUCGGAACGGGCCUCCCACACCAAUGGAACUUGAUGAAUGGAUACACCUUAAUCCAGGGCAUGGCUCAUUACCGCCGAUAGCUCAAUGGAGACUUCCGUUCCUGCUUAAUGUCGACAUAUGGAAGAUUAUCACUCCCGAGUUAAAUUUAAGAACGUACGACAAGUGGCUCGACAUCGCGUCCGUCCUCAAGUUGCAGACACAUCUCGUGUGUACAUUGGCUAUCAAGGGUGAAAUGACUCGCGCGUGGGAAAAUAAUUCGGUGGAAUCGAAGAAUGCGUGGUCGCUUUAUCCGAAGAACACCACGUUGCUGAAAGAUAUAAAGGAGUGCAUACAACGAAUCACUGACUCUGAUGGAUUCUAUUACGGUACCGCAGCAUUGUACUACGUCGUGAAUCACACGCCUUCGGGCGCGGAUCGCGUUGCUGCCGCGAAAGAAUGCUACGAAUACGCUCAAAAGGCGGCGCAGAAUUCUAUAAAAUUCGAGGAAGGAAUGUUAGAAAAGAUUAGAUCGAAAUACUUGAGAUUUACCGCUGAGCACAUCCUACGUACGCAUGGAUUGGAGAGGGACAGUUAUCUUGCUUUAAUCGAAAACCCGUACAAACUGGUGUACGAAUUGUACAAUGACGGGGGUAUACCGUCACGAUAUCGAAUCGCAACUAAUUACAGACCUGACAUUAACGCUGCCGUUAACGAGCUCGGCGCGUUAUUUUCAUUGAACGUGAUAAAGCUGCGCCUGGACUUGCUGCAGGAAUGGUUACAACCCAACGUCAAGUACACCGAAUUAUACCAGAGUUUUACAGAAACGUUACCAGCGCUGAAAGAGCCCGACCAGUACAUGGAUCAUGAAGAUAAUUUGCUCAGAGCGUGCUACAUGCUUGAAUAUGGGGACACGGAUUUGUUCGCGCAAUUCCUCGUAAACAUAGGCUUCGGCCAUCGCCACGGCGAGACGGAAUACAAUUACAACGUACGAUAUCGAGCGCUUCGGGUGUUACAGACUAUCGUCGACACCGCUACUCUGGAGGAAUUAACGAAGCAAGAUAUAUGUACGUUUAGAAGGUACACCAAGUCGUUACAGUACGUCAGCAAGUUGGAAUCGUUGGGAUUGUAUUAUAGCGUCGAUGCGUUUGAGACGUGCUCUAAACGGGAGCUUGUUCAGAUAUUAUGGAAGAGUCAGCGUCAUUUGCCGUGUGCUCUCUCUGUCAUAGCGCAAAUUUGCAUCGAAUUCGAAGUGCACGAUAUUUUCCUGUGGGAUGGCACUUUGAGCCAAAUGACGAAAUUGCGGAUGGUAAACGAGUUAAAAAAGAUUUUGUUACAAGUACGGAGCGAAAGCGUCAUUGUAAAUUGUAACGGCUAUAAACUAGGAUGGCAGUUGAUUGUUUCUGAACCAUUCAGAGAAAUGGAUGUGAAUCUGAGCGAGGAGCAACUUAACAAUUGCGUAGAGGCGAUCUGCCUGUUGUAUUCGUGUCCUAUGGCACACGAAUUAGACUUCACCGUUAUUAUAAGACAUUGUUUUCAAUGUAAACAAGCGUAUCUGGCCGCCGCGCUUCUGCCAUUCUUAAACGAGUCCGAGAGAAAAUUCGUUUUGGAGACAAUUAACCAAACGUGUCGAAUAACAGAACUCGUGGAGAACUUGAAUCAUUUAUCUUCUAAAGGAGUACUCACGGUUGCACGUAGCAUCGCUAUUGUACAAAAAUCUGCGUCGCAAAGAUAAAAAUGAGGAAGAGAUAUUUUGUAUUAGCAACUGGGUUGCAAUUAUUAUAUUUAUAGAAUUGUAUUGUACUAUAAUUUGCGAAAUUAUUAUAAAUAAAUUUCUUUUUAUAUUAUUGUGGCAUAAAGAUGCAACACGAAACU
This is a messenger RNA of Ooceraea biroi (clonal raider ant), 6334 nucleotides long. It is a transcript of the gene rod, whose product is annotated as kinetochore component rough deal. Gene Ontology annotation, molecular function: small GTPase binding. The record is from RefSeq and is a predicted model, not a curated record. NCBI's taxonomy places the organism in Eukaryota, Metazoa, Arthropoda, Insecta, Hymenoptera, Formicidae. Gene Ontology annotation, biological process: protein localization to kinetochore involved in kinetochore assembly; mitotic sister chromatid segregation; mitotic spindle assembly checkpoint signaling. Gene Ontology annotation, cellular component: kinetochore microtubule; RZZ complex; cytoplasm.